Scheffersomyces coipomensis is the source of this 967-nucleotide messenger RNA. It is a transcript of the gene SPC19, whose product is annotated as Spc19p. Gene Ontology annotation, biological process: attachment of spindle microtubules to kinetochore. Bases 227 to 748 code for a protein of 173 amino acids. NCBI's taxonomy places the organism in Eukaryota, Fungi, Ascomycota, Pichiomycetes, Serinales, Debaryomycetaceae. The record is from RefSeq and is a predicted model, not a curated record. The transcript has a single exon. Gene Ontology annotation, cellular component: spindle microtubule; DASH complex.
AUGACAGUCAGAUUUGAUUGUAUGAUUCUUUCUUUUUGGCUGCAUCUUUUUUUUUUUGGAGUCGUGUAAACUUUUGAAGAGGAGAAUCAACCACAAACAAAAAUCAUAAACAAAAUAAAUAAAUAAACAAACAGCAAUUGAAGAAGAAGAACAGUAACAACUACUACUUCAUAUUCAAUUGGUAGAAGAAGAAGUGAAGGUAGAGACUGGUUGGCACUACUAAGAGAUGGCUCUGCAAUAUAAUACAUUGUCGAAUUGUAUAAGUUCGCUACGUGAAUCAGUACAACUAUUGGAUGAUUCCUAUAAAUUAUUAUAUGAUAGUACGAAAGAUGUGGUUCGUAUAAAGAAGGUAUUACAAACAAAGAGAGUGUUUGGUCUUAUUCCAGAAUCAGAUUUAAAUAGUGCAAAGACCAAUUUCAAAGUUCAAGUUGAACCUCAAGUUAAUCAAUUAUUAACUACUAUAGAUAAAGAAUUAAUCAAAUUAAAUAAAAAGAAGAUCAAUUUACAGAAUAAAUUUGAUUUACAAGCAGUACGAUUGAGUGGAUCAUCAGCAGCUGCUACAGCAGCUACUUCAGGUACAAACUUAUCCUUGAAUAAGAUUGGUAAAAUAGAUUCAUCAAAGUUGAAUCGAUUGAAAUUCUUAAGAAAUAAAAAGGAAAGAUUAAAGUAUAGUUUAUCAAGGUUAAACUUACAAGAUAAAAAGUCGAGAUUAAGCAUGACUCCUUUAAAACAUCCUGAUAAUGUAUAAUAAGACGUGUGAAAACAUCCAUCCAUAGGUUAGGUUAUUGAUGGUGCUGUUGUUGUUGUUGUUGUUUUGUAUAUUAGAACCUAUUGUUUAUUUCUUUCAACUUAUGUAUUAAUUUCCCAAUAUUAUGAUUCCCAUUUAGACUUGAAUCAAAGUCUAACCCCAUAACAUUGUCAAACGACUAUCCUGUAAUAAUCUAACCUAGAUAACAUCAAUAUUUAA